AUGAAAAUUUGCAGAUCCACCCCCAACCACCUGAAAAUUUUUGCUUGUGUUUCAUCAUCACUGCUCUCUCUUCAGCAACAGCAAAUUCCGAUUCGGAUCUCCUGCAAAACCCUAGGUUCCGCUUUCUCUCACUCGAUCUCUACUCCUUCUUUCUCUCGCCAGUACUCUACUACUGAUUCUUGCCCUCGGAAGCUCAUACAUCCAUCCAUCCAAGAUGUAUAUGGCAUAUGGGUGGCCACAGGUCAUUCCUCUGGAGCGUGGUCUCUGCCCUUCUUCUCAGCAAAUUGUGUAUCUCAAGGUCACCAAUCGCUUAUUGCUUGUGGUUUCACCAACUCAUCUUGAGCUCUGGUCUUCUUCUCAGCAUAGGGUGAGAUUGGGAAAGUACAAGAGAGAUUCAGAUUCAAUUCACAAGGAAGGCGAGAAUAUUCGGGCUGUUUGGAGUCCUGAUACGAAAUUGGUUGCUGUUCUUACCUCUUCUUUGCAUAUCCAAAUAUUUAAGGUUCAACUUACAGAAAAGAAAAUACAAAUUGGAGGGAAACAACCAUCUGGUUUAUUUCUAGCAAAUAUUAGUUUGCUCCUAAACGAGCAGGUGCCAUUUGCUCACAAGAAUUUGACAGUGAGCAAUAUUGUCUGUGAUAACAAACAUAUGCUUGUUGGACUCUCUGAUGGGUCAUUGUAUAACAUAUCCUGGAAGGGUGAGUUUUAUGGAGCCUUUAAUAUUGAUGCUCAGCUUUGUGAUGGUAGUGAGGUUACUAAACUUUCAACUUCUCUGGAAAAUGGUCUUGCUUCUAGUAGAGCCGAAAAUGAUUCUAUACCAAGUCAUUGCAAGUCAAAACCAUCUGCUGUGUCCCACCUGGAAUUUUCCCUACCCUUGAGGUUGCUAUUUGUGCUAUACUCUGAUGGGCAACUUGUCUUAUGUUCUGUAAGCAAGAAGGGCUUCAGGCAAGCCGAGCCUGUCAAGGCUGAAAAGAGAUUGGGAUCUGGUGAUGCUGUUUGUGCCUCUGUUGCUUCAGAACAACAAAUUCUUGCUGUUGGUUACAAAAGAGGUGUUGUCGAGUUGUAUGAUCUUGCAGAAUCGGCUUCACUUAUACGUUCUGUUUCUUUGUAUGACUGGGGAUAUUCUGUGGAAGAUACUGGUGCUGUGAAUUGUAUUGCCUGGACAGCUGACAAUUCUGCUUUUGCAGUUGGGUGGAAGUUAAGAGGGCUUACAGUUUGGUCUGUUUCUGGUUGUCGAUUGAUGUGUACAAUCCGCCAAAUUGGAUUAAAUUCUCUAUCUUCUCCAGUAAUUAAGCCUAGCCAGGAACGUAAAUAUGAACCUAUGAUGGGUGGCACCUCAUUGAUGCACUGGGAUGAAUAUGGAUAUAGGCUUUAUGCUGUUGAGGAAGGAUCUUCAGAUAGAAUUAUUGCAUUCUCCUUUGGGAAAUGCUGUCUCAACAGAGGAGUUUCUGGAACAACAUAUGUCCGACAAGUAAUCUAUGGUGAAGAUAGAUUGCUUGUUGUCCAGUCAGAAGAUACUGAUGAACUUAAAAUCUUGCAUCUCAACCUUCCAGUUUCAUAUAUCUCCCAAAAUUGGCCCAUUCUGCAUGUGGCUGCUAGCAAAGAUGGGAUGUACUUGGCAAUUGCUGGUCUUCAUGGGUUGAUAUUAUAUGACAUACGACUUAAAAAGUGGCGAUUUUUUGGAGAUAUUAGUCAGGAGCAAAAAAUUCAAUGCAAAGGCUUGCUAUGGAUGGGGAAAAUUGUUGUUGUUUGCAACUAUGAUGAUUCUUCCAAUGGGUAUGAGUUACUUUUUUACCCAAGGUACCACCUUGACCAGAGUUCCCUACUUUGUCGGAAAUCUUUGCUUGCAAAACCAAUGGUCAUGGAUGUUUAUCAAGAUUAUUUACUAGUCACUUACCGCCCUUUUGAUGUCCAUAUUUAUCAUGUGAAACUGCUCGGUGAAUUGACUCCCCUGAGUACUCCAGAUUUACAGCUUUCUACAGUCCGAGAGCUUUCAAUCAUGACUGCGAAGUGCCAUCCUGCAGCAAUGCAUUUUAUCCCUGAUCAGCUUCCUAGGAAAACUUUAACCGAGAAUGGUAUAUCUUCAUCUGACAUUGUAGUCAGAGAGCCUGCUAGAUGUUUGAUCUUGAGGACAAAUGGAGAGCUUUCGCUUCUCGAUUUGGAUGAGGGGAGGGAAAGAGAGCUCACUGACUCUGUGGAAUUGUUUUGGGUUACAUGCGGUCAAUCAGAGGAGAAAACAACCCUGAUUGAGGAAGUUUCAUGGUUGGACUAUGGCCACCGAGGAAUGCAGGUUUGGUAUCCAUCUCCAGGAGUCAACACUUUUAAGCAAGAGGAUUUCUUGCAGUUGGACCCGGAAUUGGAGUUUGAUCGUGAGGUUUAUCCUCUUGGUUUACUACCGAAUGCUGGAGUUGUGGUGGGCGUUUCUCAGAGAGUGUCAUUUUCUGCAAGCACUGAAUUUCCAUGUUUUGAGCCAUCUCCCCAAGCUCAGACCAUAUUGCAUUGCCUACUUAGGCAUCUUCUGCAGAGAGGCAAAGAGCAAGAAGCAUUACGAUUGGCACAACUAUCAGCAGAAAAGCCACAUUUUUCCCAUUACCUUGAGUGGCUUCUUUUUACAGUUUUUGAGGCUGAAAUUUCUGGCCAAAACACGAGGAACAAUCAGACUACAAUGUCUAAUCAUGCUACUGUCACUUCACUUCUCAAGAAGUCCUGCGAUCUAAUCAGAAAUUUUCCAGAGUAUUGUGAUGUGGUUGUUAGUGUUGCAAGAAAAACUGAUGGUCGACAUUGGGCAGAUUUGUUUGCUGCUGCUGGAAGAUCAACUGAGUUGUUUGAGGAAUGCUUUCAAAGGAGAUGGUACCGGACUGCCGCUUGCUAUAUACUUGUUAUUGCGAAGCUUGAAGGUCCUGCUGUGAGUCAGUACUGUGCACUGCGUUUGUUGCAGGCCACGCUUGAUGAAUCGCUAUAUGAGCUUGCUGGGGAACUGGUGAGGUUUCUUCUCAGAUCUGGACGAGAAUUUGAACCUGCACCAGUGGAUUCGGAGAAGUUAUCUCCUCGAUUCUUUGGAUAUUUUCUGUUUCCUUCCAGUUAUCAAAGACAAUCUUUUGAUUCAAAAGGCUCAUUCAAGGAGCAGAAUGCCCAUGUUGCUUCUGUUAAGAAUAUUUUAGAAAGUCAUGCAAGCUUUUUGAUGUCUGGGAAAGAACUUUCAAAGCUUGUUGCAUUUGUGAAAGCCACACAGUUUGACCUCAUGGAUUAUUUGCGGCGAGAGAGAUAUGGAUCUGCUCGCUUGGAGAAUUUUGCCUUAGGGCUUGAACUUAUUGGACAGAAGCUUCAAAUGGGAACACUACAAAGUCGAUUGGAUGCAGAAUUCCUUUUGUCUCAGAUGUGCUCUGUCAAAUUCAAAGAAUGGAUUGUUGUCCUGGCCACACUAUUGAGGCGAUCUGAGGUUUUAUUUGAUUUAUUUCACCAUGAUUUUCGUUUAUGGGAGGCAUAUAGCAUAACGUUGCAGUCACAUCCGGCAUUUACUGAAUACCUUGAUUUGCUAGCAACCUUGGAGGAAAUGCUUUCUUCUACAUCUAACUCAGAGGAUAAAUGAACUUCUCCAUUAUUUGGAAACCAAGCAUCUUAUCAUGGACUUCUACGUUGAGCAUGUCGCCCUCCGGAUAAAACUGUAAAGUAGUUAUAUAAUGUUACACGGGGAAAACGUUAAGCAGCACUUGGAAGGAAAUAUGACGUGAGGUUAAAGUUCCUGAUUUGGCAUCCCUAAAACUUAUUGCAGAAAUCAUUUGUAGAUAUGCAUAUUGCUGUUUAGUUCAAUAUUUUCUUCUGUUCCUUUUCUUGUUUGAUCACCGGUAGUAUUUUGCCUGUUGUCCUUUUUAGAGGAUCACACAGGAGCGAGGGAAGGGUGGUGAAGAGGUAUGUAUUGUAUAAAUUUAGUGUAUACACGUUUAGCCAUGUAUAAAUGCAUUAUGCCCAUGACAUAGACGGUCGCUGGUUGAGCCAUUCAACAUUUUUUCUCCUCUAUUCUAUUGCUUUAAGGGCAAAUUUUACUGGGGACCAUAGUCCAUGUAGCAGCAUGGAUAAUAAAGCAAAACAAUGUCGUAUUAUUUUAAUUAAA
Messenger RNA from Ipomoea nil (Japanese morning glory), 4108 nucleotides. Its product is annotated as RAB6A-GEF complex partner protein 1-like. Lineage: Eukaryota; Viridiplantae; Streptophyta; Magnoliopsida; Solanales; Convolvulaceae. The record is from RefSeq and is a predicted model, not a curated record. Gene Ontology annotation, cellular component: Ric1-Rgp1 guanyl-nucleotide exchange factor complex; Golgi membrane; cytosol. The coding region runs from base 215 to 3586 and encodes 1123 amino acids. The transcript is spliced from 23 exons. Gene Ontology annotation, biological process: retrograde transport, endosome to Golgi; intracellular protein transport. Gene Ontology annotation, molecular function: protein binding.